This is a messenger RNA of Cornus florida, 2911 nucleotides long. RefSeq names its product origin of replication complex subunit 1A-like. The transcript is spliced from 16 exons. Gene Ontology annotation, biological process: DNA replication initiation; mitotic DNA replication checkpoint signaling. The coding region runs from base 99 to 2642 and encodes 847 amino acids. The record is from RefSeq and is a predicted model, not a curated record. Lineage: Eukaryota; Viridiplantae; Streptophyta; Magnoliopsida; Cornales; Cornaceae. Gene Ontology annotation, molecular function: ATP hydrolysis activity; ATP binding; DNA replication origin binding. Gene Ontology annotation, cellular component: nuclear origin of replication recognition complex.
CCAACUCUCUCUCCCUCUCUAGAAUCUCGACCCAGUGACCCACCAUCCCUCUUUCUCUUUGACCAUAGCACCUCCUCAGCACUCUCGGCAGCACCUCCAUGGCCGAAACCCCAAAGAGAUCGAUCCAAUCCAUCUCAAGACCCAAACAAUCCCCUCAACAGAAUCACAAACCCCUAAAGUGUCCCCCAACAACUCCAUUUCCUCCAACUCCCCAAACCCUAGCCCCUUCUCGCCGCUCUUCCCGCCUCAUUUCCUCCCCGGAAGAGCCUCUGCCGUCACUUCCUCCUCGCUCAUCGUCACGCCGGGUAUCACUAGACUUCUCUCCCAAAACCCCCCAAAAUUCAAUCAAACAAAACCCUAAUUCUGCCAAAAAUGUCAAAAAAUCGAAGCGUAAAGAGGGAACUGAUACAAUUGAUGCAUCAUUAUCGCCAGUGUCACCGGAUCGAUAUGAAUCACAGAAGAGGAGGAAAUUCGGUGAAUCAAGUGUGGGUACAAACAAGAAUAAGGUUUUAAAGGAUGGGAAAAUUGAGGGGAAGAAGAGGAAUCGUGCGGUGCAGAAGAGGCGGGUGUAUUACAAGAAGGUUGUGUAUGAUGGAGGCGAGUUUGCAGUGGGGGACGAUGUGUAUGUGAAGAGGAGAGAGGAUGCGAGCUCCGAUGAGGAGGACCCUGAAAUUGAGGAGUGUCGGGUUUGUUAUAGAGCUGGGAGGGCUGUGAUGAUUGAAUGUGAUGAUUGUUUAGGUGGGUUUCAUUUGAAGUGCUUGAAACCUCCAUUGAAGGAAGUCCCAGAAGGGAAUUGGAUUUGUGGGUUCUGUGAGGCACGGAAACUGGGCUCCGAGGUUAAGCUGCCCACCCUGCCGAGGGGGAAGAAACUGGUCAGGACAGCCAGAGAGAAGCUUCUUUCAAGUGAUUUGUGGGCAGCCCAUAUUGAAAGUGUAUGGAAAGAGGUGGAUGGAAGCUAUUGGUUUCGGGGACGAUGGUAUAUAAUUCCUGAAGAAACUGCUGCUGGAAGACAGCCACAUAAUUUGAAGAGGGAGCUCUAUCAGACCAAUGAUUUUGCUGACAUUGAGAUGGAAUCUAUCCUUAGGCAUUGCUACAUUAUGAACCCUAAAGAAUUUGACAAGGCCAAAAAUGAAGGUGAUGAUGUUUUUCUAUGUGAAUAUGAGUAUGACAUACAAUGGCAUAGUUUCAAGCGUCUUGCAGAGAUUGAUAACAAUGAAGAGGACGGUGAAGAAGCUGACAGUGAUGAAGAUUGGAAAUCUUGCGGGGUUUUAGACUCUGACACAGAAGAAGACAUGGAAUAUGAAAAGGAAAACAGAAAAAAGUUAAUUGCUGGACCAUCCCUGGCUCAUGUGUUGGCUGCAAACUCACGAAAGGGGCGAUUCUUUGGACUUCAGAAAAUAGGGGCGAAGAAAAUCCCAGCCCAUGUGAGAUGUCACAAGCAGACUGAACUUGAAAGAGCAAAAGCAACACUUUUGUUGGCAACUGUGCCCAAAUCUCUGCCUUGUAGGAAUAAAGAAAUGGAAGAGAUAACUGCAUUUAUAAAAGGUGCCAUCUGUGAUGAUCAAUGUCUGGGGCGUUGCCUGUACAUUCAUGGUGUUCCAGGAACUGGCAAGACAAUGAGUGUACUUGCAGUAAUGAGGCAUCUAAGGUCUGAAGUUGAUGCAGGAAGUAUAAAGCCUUACUGUUUUGUGGAGAUUAAUGGUCUAAAAUUAGCAUCACCAGAGAAUAUUUACAGGGUUAUUUAUGAAGCACUAAGUGGACACCGGGUUAGUUGGAAAAAGGCUCUCCAUCUGCUGAAUGAGAGAUUUUCAACUGGAAGCAAAAGUGGCAAAGAAGACAACCGGCCAUGUAUUCUACUCAUUGACGAGCUUGAUCUUCUUGUGACCAGAAAUCAAUCGGUUCUGUAUAAUAUUCUUGACUGGCCCACUAAGCCAAAUUCCAAAUUGGUUGUGAUAGGAAUAGCAAAUACCAUGGAUCUUCCAGAGAAGUUGCUUCCGCGUAUUUCAAGCCGUAUGGGUAUUCAAAGGCUUUGUUUUGGCCCGUAUAACUAUCAGCAGCUUCAAGAAAUUAUCUCAACACGCCUUAAAGGAAUUGAUGCCUUCGAAAAGCAAGCUAUAGAAUUUGCUUCCAGAAAGGUAGCAGCUGUUUCAGGAGAUGCACGUCGUGCACUGGAGAUAUGUAGGCGUGCAGCAGAAAUCACAGAUUACCGUAUUAAAACGUCAGCCUCACUUCCCAAUUCUGAUCCUACAGGAAAAUCCCUUGUUGGUAUGGCAGAGGUUGAAGCAGCCAUUCAGGAGAUGUUCCAGGCUCCUCAUAUUCAAGUAAUGAGGAGUUGCUCCAAACUGAGUAAGAUCUUCUUGGCGGCUAUGGUGCACGAGCUUUAUAAAACAGGAAUGGGUGAAACCACCUUCGAAAAGUUGGCGAUGACUAUUUCAUGUCUCUGUACGAGCAAUAAAGAAGCUUUUCCUGGAUGGGAUACACUCUUGAAAAUUGGCUGUAAGCUUGGUGAAUGCAGAAUCAUUCUAUGUGAAUCAGGAGCAAGGCACAGAUUGCAAAAGUUGCAACUCAACUUCCCAAGUGAUGAUGUGGCUUUUGCACUGAAAGACAGCAAGGAGCUACCUUGGUUAGCUAAGUAUUUGUGAGUCAACAUUCAUGGAAACAACAUGCAAUACUUCAUCCAUGGCAAUUGAUUCUUAUUCUGAUCUUUUACCUUCACAAAUUCUACACUGUUCUUUGUGUUUGUUGAAUUUUCAACUUGAGCAACACUGUAUUCUUAUUUGAGGCUUUUCAGUUUUACUUAUUGGAGAAUAAUGCUAUCGAGACUAAAUUGAAGCAUUUUUGUUUUGGUAAAUUAUAUUGGAUUAUCAAUCGUUGACUAAAUUUAUACAAGUUCUUUAUUUUUUUGGCUUCA